Molecule: messenger RNA, 2893 nt
Organism: Hypomesus transpacificus
Lineage: Eukaryota; Metazoa; Chordata; Actinopteri; Osmeriformes; Osmeridae
Gene: slc44a1a
Product: solute carrier family 44 member 1a
Exons: 16
Coding region: 234-2186 (650 amino acids)
Biological process (GO): transmembrane transport
Cellular component (GO): membrane
Molecular function (GO): transmembrane transporter activity
Source: RefSeq, a predicted model, not a curated record
CAAGUCUAUCCAAAAGUCUUCCGCAUUACCUGAAGACUUGUGCCCUGCCCCAAACAACCGAGUUGAACAAGCCUUUAUACAGUUGUAAAAAAAAAUAGGAAUAAGCAGUGUUUUACAAGUUGGUAGACGGUUUGUUGUGUUUGAGGUAUCUUAUUUUAAUACAUGGAAGGUAAAUAAUCACGUUGCAAGCAAACUUUUCCCGAAAAUAUUUGGGGUCACGAUAACGAUUCAACAUGGGAUGCUGUGGUAGUUCAGAGGGAAAACGUGACUGGAAACCAUUAGAAGAAAGAAGUUGCACAGAUAUCCCAUGGCUUGUUGUAUUCACGUUGUUUUGCAUCGGAAUGGUCUGCAUCUGUGGCUUCUCUAUAGCUACAGGAGCGGCUUCCAGACUGGUCUCUGGGUAUGACAGCUAUGGCAACACCUGUGGCCAGAAGAACACUCAGAUUGAUGGGAUUGAGCUCAGCGGUCGGGACCAAACUGACAAAAAAUUUGUCUUCUUCCUUGACCCCUGCAACAUUGAUCUCAUCAACCGGAGGAUCAAGUCCAUUGCGCUGUGUGUGUCCAGGUGCCCGGACACAGAGCUCCAGACAUACAUAGAUGUUAAAAAGUUUGCCCUGGCCAACGGUUCGGAGCUUUGCUCCUAUGAUAUUUCUCCCACCAGGUAUCCCAGCCACCCAGACAGAUCCACUAAAUGCCCCAAGCUUCCCGUUCCACCAAGUAAAUCCCUCCCUGUCUUCCACCGUUGCUUCCCCGUGGAUGUGGCAUGCUACGCUGAGUUUGCUAAGGCCUUCAUCACCUUUGUCAGCGACAACAGUGUCCUGUACAGGGUCGUAGCCGGAGUGAUGGCCAGUAAGGAGAUCAUCAUGGGUCUCUGCCUACUGGCGCUAGUUCUCUCCAUGAUCCUGAUGGUGGUCAUCAGGUACAUCUCCAUGGUGCUGGUGUGGAUCCUCACUGUCCUUGUGGUCCUGGGCUCUGUAGGGGGGACAGGGGUGCUCUGGUGGCUGUAUGUAGACCACAGGAAGGCCCUGCAGGACCAGACGGUUUCUGCCCUGGGAAAGGAGGUGGCUUCAGACAAUGUCCAGGCCCUGAUGGUGUAUGCCAUUGGGGCCACUAUUUUCACGGUGAUCCUGCUGCUGCUGAUGUUCUUCAUGAGGAAGCGCGUGGCCCUCACCAUCGCCCUGUUCCACGUGGCGGGCAAGGUGUUCACCCACCUCCCCCUGCUGGCCCUGCAGCCCUUCUGGACCUUCCUCACCCUCAUGCUCUUCUGGGUCUACUGGCUCGGCGUGCUCCUCUUCCUCGGCACCGCAGGGAGCCCAGUGAAGAAUGAGCAGACUGGUCUGGUGGAGUACCAUAUGUCCGGCCCGCUCCAGUACAUGGUGUGGUACCAUGUCGUAGGCCUCAUCUGGAUCAGUGAGUUCAUCCUGGCCUGCCAACAGAUGACCAUCGCUGGAGCAGUGGUCACCUACUACUUUACGAGGGACAAAUCCCAGCUGCCGCUGACCCCCGUCCUGACCUCCGUGCUCCGUCUCAUCCGCUAUCACCUGGGCACGGUGGCCAAGGGCGCCUUCAUCAUCACCCUGGUGGAGAUCCCCCGCCUCUUUCUCACCUACAUCCACAGCCAGCUGAAAGGAAAGGAAAAUGCCUGUGCUCGCUGCAUGCUGAAAGCCUGUAUCUGCUGCCUGUGGUGUCUGGAGAAGUGUCUAGCGUUCCUGAACCAAAAUGCGUAUGCCGCCACCGCCAUCAACAGCACUAGCUUCUGUACAUCGGCCCGGGAUGCCUUCGUCAUCCUGGUGGAGAACGCCCUCAGAGUGGCGGCAAUCAACACUGUGGGAGACUUUGUUCUCUUCCUUGGAAAGGUGCUGAUUGUGUCGUGCACGGCAUUCGCCGGCGUGCUGGUGCUCAACUACCAGCGUGACUACACGGUGUGGGUCCUCCCCCUCCUCAUCGUGUCCCUGUUCGCCUUCCUGGUGGCCCACUGCUUCCUGUCCGUGUUCGAGAUGGUGGUGGACGUGCUGUUCCUCUGCUUCGCCGUGGAUACCAAGUACAAUGACGGCAGCCCAGGCAGCGAGUUCUACAUGGACAAGGCUCUCAUGGAGUUUGUUGAGAACAGUAAGAAGGCCGGGCGGCCUCAGGAAGGACCUGCUAGAGAGAUGAAACCCAUGACCAGUGGAGGGACAUCAGCUUGACCAAAGCUCAGAAUGGAUGCCAAAUGCACUCCAGGUUUCAAUGCUUCAAUCAGUUUGUAAUAUGUUUUCUAUGAUCAUGAUGUUUGUUUGUUUCUAAAUAUAUGAGAGAAUAUUGACAUUCUUGUAUUUUGCAUACUUUAUUGUUUAACCAAUUGUAUAACUAUUAACACUUUUUUUUUAAACCUUUGGCGUGGUUAGUUUGGUACUAUUUGGCUCUAGACUUUUAUAUUUGUUUUGAGUAAAAAGGUCAAGUUGUGAAAACUGUAUGCCAGUAACUGUAUGCCAGUAGCAGUGAGUAACUGUAAAGGAAGUUUGUGAACAAUUAACCGUUUCAUUUGUUUAGUCUUGGAGUGAUCGGCAUGCUCGUUUAACAGAAAGUUACAUUUUAAACACAUUGUUUGUUACUCUGAGGUCGUCUCCCAGCUAGAUGCCAUCAGGUUUGGUGCACAUGUGUUGGUGUAAAGACAGUGAUAUACUGGUGAUAUGCUACUGUUUUUUUUAAUCACUGCUACUAGAACAUUUCAUUUUUUAUAACUGUAUAGUAAUAUUUUUUUAUUGUCUAUGUGCUUGUUUUGCAACAUAACUUAAUGUAAAGUCACCUGAGACACAUUAUUGAUUUGAUAAUAAUUGAUUGUCUUAUGAACUAAACCAAGUGAAUCAACAAACAAUGCAAUACAAUAAAUAAAUAAAAACGUGCUUGGAUAACA